This is a messenger RNA of Cylindrotheca closterium, 885 nucleotides long. NCBI's taxonomy places the organism in Eukaryota, Bacillariophyta, Bacillariophyceae, Bacillariales, Bacillariaceae. The record is from the annotation of a GenBank genome assembly.
AUGCAAAGAUCGGUCGUACUGUCUACGCUUCUUUUUUCGCUAAGAGUCAAAGGCUUCGCGCCCUCCACGCAAAAGGCUUCCCCGCAACAAGAUUCCCAAAGGGCAGCCAAAUCCAUUUGCACCUUUGAUGAAACGGAUUUUGCGGGAAAGGUGGGCGACUGGCCCUACACUACUGCCGAUCUCAAUCGACUUGACAAUACCGACGAUUCCAAUUUUUAUGACGCUCCUCGAUUUGUGACCCACAUUGACGAUUCCGCCAUUUCGGUCCUCACCAAGUACUAUCAAGAGGAAUUUUCUGCCUUGAAUCUCGAAAAUGUAGACGUGCUUGACCUCUGCUCCUCUUGGAUAUCGCAUCUGCCAGAGAACAUUCAAUAUGGAAAAGUUGUCGGUGUCGGGAUGAAUGCAGAGGAACUCAAGGCCAACAAACAGCUAACGGACUACUAUGUUCAAGAUAUGAACCAGAAGCCCAGCCUUGAGCAAUUCGAAGAAAAUUCAUUUGAUGUCAUUUGCAAUGUUGUCUCGGUGGACUACUUGACAAAGCCCCUGGAACUUUUUCAAGAGAUGCACCGUAUCUUGCGUCCCAAUGGCGUAGCUCUUAUGAGCUUUAGUAACAGAUGCUUUGCCACAAAAGCAAUUGCAAUGUGGCUGCAAGCAGACGAUAUCGGGAGAUUGACAAUUGUUGGAAGCUACUUCCACUAUUCUGCAAGUUGGGAUAGCAUCGAAGCCUUAGAUCUCAAAGAAAGACGGGAAGCCCCAAAAAGACCGUCGACGCAAGAAAUCUUUGCCAACCCUGCCCUUGGUCUAGCAUGGAUGAAUACUGCUGGGGAAGUCGCGAAGAAUAAUGCCGGAGAUCCAAUGUUUGUUGUAAAGGGAGUAAAGAAAUAG